This is a messenger RNA of Purpureocillium takamizusanense, 2372 nucleotides long. RefSeq lists its product as uncharacterized. Bases 369 to 2360 code for a protein of 663 amino acids. The record is from RefSeq and is a predicted model, not a curated record. The transcript is spliced from 3 exons. NCBI's taxonomy places the organism in Eukaryota, Fungi, Ascomycota, Sordariomycetes, Hypocreales, Ophiocordycipitaceae.
UUCGCACCCGUCUCCGACACGGGCGACAGGCUGCCAGGCUCGCCUCAUGCCAAUCACGGCGCACAUUGCUCCUGGCUUUUGCCGAUGCGCGCAGCCGCCGGGACUUUGCGACCGCAGUGGGCGAUUGACAAGGCAGGUCGGCGCCGCGCGCCGAUCGCGCCAUGAUGCUCGAGGCGUAAAUCCAAGGGUCAUGACGUCAACAUGAAGCUGGCGCACUUUGUGGUGGGGGCUCACAACGUUUGGCCCGGGUCAAAUGUGGUCGUCUAUAAUUCUGAAGCACCUCCUGUUCAGCUCAACCACAGCUCUAUUACUGAGAAAGGGGCAUCAUCCGAUCGCCGGUGCUCGGAAAACCCAACCUGACUGCAACCAUGGACACCCCUGCGGUUGGACCGGGAGCCUCUGGCACCGGCCAGGGCGAUGACCGAUCGGGAGAUGUUGAACCCAAAAUAGUUCAGGUCCAUGAAGAAGAAGCACCGACAGCCAGCCAUGCCCUUGCUGACGAGAGCCUCAACGACGAGUCUGUCGCACAAGGAGCCAGCCAGGUUCAGCACGACGACAUUGAAGUGCGCAAUCUCGGUUGGAAUGACGAGGCGCAACGGGUGCCUCGCCCUGUGGUCGGCGGGCUGACCAACGAACAACUGUGGACGUUGAUACGACGCUUUGACAAGCAGGUGUUCCACGUCAAGAGCAUCGACACGCCGCCGCUUGCCAACCUGGACAUGAACAUCGCCGACGAGGAGGAGUUCUCGCCAGAUAAGCUGCGCGCAAACCUCGAGAGAUUGUACAUCAUUGUCGUGGUGCCUCUGGUCUCGUUCUGGAAGCACAUUGCCCGGCUCCGGUCCUGGAAGGAGUAUGAGCGGACCUCGACGUUUCUCGCCGUCUACGUAGUCGCUUGGUUGCUUGACCUGAUUAUCCCAACUCUGACAGCCUUCGUCAUCGUCCUAGUGCUGUACCCAAGCUCACGGGAAAUAUGCUUCCCACCUGCACCACCGGCUCUCAUCGACUCCAAGACGGGCGGGGUUCAGAAACCGAAGGCAGGUGUCCUAGCAACCGACGAUACCCUCACAGGAGCACCUGAGAAACACGAAGGAGAGGCUGUCGAGCAGGAGGCCCACAGCCUCGUCAAUAGCAUCGCCACGCAGGUCGCCAUCAGCACAUCCGCGGGCAAACACCCGCAAGGAGACCCUCAUGACGACAGCACGGCACCCGACCCAUCUCAAAUCACCGAGGGCUUGUCCAGCGCCAAAGAAAAGAGCGACGGAAAAGAGCCCAGCGCAACGCACGACAAGACCAAGAAGCCCGUAUCUCAGGCCGUCUGGAACAAAGCCCGACCGACCAUGCAUCUCAUUGCCGAUUUUGUCGAUACUUGGGAACGAUUCGGAAACGCUCUCAGCCCAGUUCCCCCAUUUCCAAAGCUGCGCCCUCGAUUGGUUCUGGCAGGUUGUCUUGUCCCACUGCUGCUGGGUUCCUACUUCACUACAUCGUACAUGCUUCUCAAGGGCACCGGAUUCAUUUUCGGCUUCACUUUCUUUGGCGACCCUAUUUUGACACCGUUGCUAGACUUUGCCAACAGGACAUACCCUCGGUGGCAGAAGUACGUCGAACUGCGCAACUCAAUCCUCAAGGGAGUGCCUACAAACGCGCAGCUGGCCGUCACACUGCUACGAAUCGGAGAGAGGAACAAAGCGCCGGUGCCGCCGCCGCCUUCCUCGGAUAUGCCCCCGCCUGUUGAGACAGACCAGGACGCCCUUGAAAACCUUGACCACCUUGGUGCAACGGACGAGGAAAUAGAGGAGGCCGCUCAGCCAAGCCACGACGCCGCACAUGAUGACGAAGAGGACAAACAUGAAACGAAGCAGAAGCCUAAGAAGUCAAGGCGUAUUCUCAAUCUGCUCAAGGGGACCACAAAGGGCGGAGUGGAGACGGUCCUCACGGCGGACAGAGCUAAAGCUGCCGCUGGAGAGAAGCACGCGCGUGAUAGGCUCGGCGUUGUCAAGCAGCCGCGUUCUCAAGGCGUAGCCGGCCCAGUCUCGUUCCCGGCUCGAUACAAGGGUCGCAAGGGGCACGCAUAUGUGACAGCGACGGCUACGGCGCCCACGCUGAGCUGGACGUCGGAUCUCAAGGAUGUGAAUCCCGCGUGGACUAUUGCGAUUGCGGAUGUCCAGGAGCUCAAAAAGAUGGGCGGUUUGGGAUGGAAGAGCAAGAUCAUCGUUGGGUGGGCGCUGGAAAAGGAGGUCGUCGACGGACUCGUGGUGCGGACGAAGAGUGGAGAUGAGUUCCAUUUGACAGCCAUUUCGGUUCGUGAUGAGCUUUUCAAUAGGCUCAUCGCCAUGGGAAGUCAAAUGUGGGAGUUGUGGUAGCGUCAGACAGUC